AUGGAUCCCGCUGGAUUGUUGAUCUCCGUGGCGACUAUACUGAUUGUGCUUGAUGAGCUUACCGAGAGCUAUGGCUCCGCCAAUAAUACUCUGGCCUUGAUCAAAUCGCAGGUGAAAGUUCUCGAGGCCGGUACUCAGCGCAUCCAGGAAUGGCUAUGGUAUACCGAUCCGGCGAGCAAGUCGGAACUCAUGGAGUCGUUGGGUGAUGCCGUAUCGACGGUUAAUGCCGCCUUGCAGCGCCUACAGGAGGAAAUCGAGGCUAUUACACGCACUGGGCCACGCACUGCGAAGCUGCUUGGUAAGGCGGGCAGUGACCAAUGGGUCAAGACGAAGUUCGUCUAUAGCGAAGGGCGUAUGAGGAGACACUUGACGGAUGUACGAGAGUGCGCGAGUCUUAUGAGCUUCUGUCUCACUGUCUGCCAACUGCCUUUUGGUACAGCCGCUCAACGCGAAGUUCAGGAGCUAUCGAGAGGCGCUCGAUCACUGCAACGUGUGCAAACUUCUUCGAGACAUGACCGCAGAAGCGUGAUACAGCAGGAAAGCAGUGAGCAGCCAUCUGAACCACAGUCUGAAGACUAUAGAAACUUUAUGGCGUCGGUGAUGUCUGCGGAAGCCGACCUUCCAGAUGACGAGACUCCACAACCGAGCAGGCAAAACACGGCAGAGUCCACGAGCGCAAUAACUCUGGCUAAUCUUCGCGUGGUUCCCACUAAUGGUGCUGCGAAUACGUCUGAGCCCGACUCGCCGUCAGAGGUGUCUUUUGACGAGCUAGAGGAGCCAUUGGCAUCACCUGUGGAUCCAGAUCCAGAAUUGGAUCGAAGCGUAGGCAACAACAUUAAUGAAGCAGCGCCACAGCCAUGGCACGACGCGGGGUUGGAAUCAGGAACAAAAGCAUUAACAUUGACUUCUUCACAUCAAGCGCAGACAACGACGGCUCUAACUCACACGCCAGUGCCGGUAGGAGUGGCUUACAGUACACCUUCGGUGAUCCGGCGUAAACCCGUUUCUGGUCCCUCAGCUCCAGGGCCGGUUGCUACACCCUCAUCCUCACAAAAGCAAGCUCAACAGGCCAUCAGUAUCGGAUUGUCGUCGGGUUCUCGGAACUCGCGUGCUUCUACGGCCUUGACUCGGAACAGGAUGUCGACGCUGAUGUUAAUGGAGAAGAUGUCGCCAUUGGCGCAAAGCCUGCAGUCGCUCGACUCGUCUGACUAUCUGAACGUCGAGCUCGACCAGGUGCCUAUACAACCGUACCAUGACAACCCACCAGCGUAUGUCGCAGCACUCCCAUCAUCAUCGACGACACCGGCACCAAGAGCGGUUCGGCGCGACACGGCGCGCUCAUCACUCGUCAACCCUUUCAGUCCGCGGAUUAUCAAACUUGUGGUGGAGAACAGACUCGAGGAGCUCCGCAAUCAUCUCAUCAACGCUGGUAAUGUCAACGAAGUUGACACCCGUACCGGCAGGACUGCCAUCAUGGAGGCUGCGUGCCAUCGACGAUGGGAUGCGUGCCGUCUCCUGCUCCAAGCGGGCGCUCUGCUUCAUUUGAAAGAUAGUGAAGGCAACUCGGCGUUACACCUAGCUGCUCGAAAAGGCGAUGCCGAGAUCUGUCAGAUGCUCGUCGAUGCCGGCGCGCAUGUCGAUGACUGUAAUGCUGCAGGGCAACAGCCUCUUCAGCUCGCCGUUGCAGGCGGCCAUACGGAUACUGUGCUAACCCUCGUCAAUGCUGUGCCUCUGCGAAAAGCGAACGAAGAGCCACUGAUUGCUGCCUUCUUGGAGACGGUCAGACUGGGAGAUACGCCCACUGCUCAGGCUCUGCUUGCCAAAGGGGUCAAGACCAAGAAGAUGAAAGAUCCGUGGCGAAUGACGGCUUAUGCCGCACAAGGCGGCAGCCUACCCAUGCUGGAGCUCGUCCUCAACGAGAAAGCAAGUCUCAAGGACCGCAGUCCUCAAGGCUAUACUCCGUUGCAUUUCGCAGCUCUGCAUGACCGUCAGCCCAUGGUGGAACGUCUGCUCAGCCUCAAAGCCUCAUGGAAGGCACAAACGAAGAAGACAGAAGAGACCGCGCUGCACAUGGCCGCAGCAGCCGGGCAUACAUUCACCGCCAUUGCGCUAGCAUCGCAUAAAGAUGCGAGUGUGACGAUGAAAGAUGCCGACAGCCAGGAACCCAUUCAUCAUGCUGUGCGGAAGGGUGACCUCAGACUCACAGCGAAGCUGUUAGAGAAGGGUGCAAAGCUAAAGGAGUCCAACAAGUAUGGCUGGAAGCCGAUCCAUCUGGCCGCUGCUUACGGUCACGCCGCGCUUGUCGCGGAGUGCAUUACGCGCGGAAUCAGCAUAGAGGAAAAGCUGGCCACGCCCUCCUUCAAGCCGGAGAAGCGUACCAACCAAGCUGCGAGGCGAGGCUACUGGGCCGAGAUACGGUGGCCUCAUUCAGGCUCUCGACCUCUCCACCUCGCACUUGAGUUUGGACACGACGAUGUCGCUCACAUGCUAAUCGCAGGCGGCGCCAAGCUCGAAGAGAGCGAUACUCGCGGUUGGCGGCCACUGCAUAUGGCAGCCUGGAGCUGUCGGCCAGACAUGGUAGAGCUGCUCCUUUCGAAAGGUGUCGCAGCUGACGCCAGGACUGUCGACGGACAUACGGCGCUGAGCCUAGGGUUCAGGGAGUACGGCCUCACGGCGGACGGGCCACAGCGAGGUCGAAUUCACGAGAUGCUUAGCAUGGCUUUGGCGCGAUCAAAGAAGUCUGUACUGCGAAAGCUCUCGAGCGGCAUAACGUCGCCCGGGGCGGCGGAGAGCAAAACAGCAUACCAGCGUAACCUGGCCUGGCACAAGGCGCAACUGGCAGAGUCACUGUAUCAUUCGAAAGCGCUGAAUGAUGGUGAAGGCGAGCUAGACGAUGAAUCGUUGGACGAUUCAGAGAUCGGAGUCGCAAUUUCGGACGACUUGGGGUCCGUCGGCGACCAGCAGGACCUGUAUGAUGCGCACGCAGGCUCAUCGCAGGUAGCGAUAGCGAAAUAA
Messenger RNA from Baudoinia panamericana UAMH 10762, 3015 nucleotides. RefSeq lists its product as uncharacterized. NCBI's taxonomy places the organism in Eukaryota, Fungi, Ascomycota, Dothideomycetes, Mycosphaerellales, Teratosphaeriaceae. Gene Ontology annotation, molecular function: protein binding. Gene Ontology annotation, cellular component: cytoplasm; nucleus. Bases 1 to 3015 code for a protein of 1004 amino acids. The record is from RefSeq and is a predicted model, not a curated record. The transcript has 3 exons.